GCCACCUUCCGCUGCUUCGUUACCAGCAUCUGUUUUUCCUCGACACCCACUCUCUCAAAGAUACUAGUCUAGAGCAAGAUGUUGGAUGUUCUCAGCUUUAUUGAGGCAAGGGGUGGGAACCCGGAGGUGAUUCGUGAAGCCCAGAGGAGGAGAUAUGCACCUGUUGAGGCGGUUGACGAGGUUAUUGCUUUGUAUGAGGAAGGCCGCGUUGCAAGAUUCAAUGUUGACAACAAAGGGCGUGAGAUCAACACGACACAGAAGGAGAUUGGUGCGAAGAAAAAGGCCAAAGAAGACGCAUCACUCCUCCUACAACAAAAAGUCAAAUUCGAGGCCGAGAAGAAAGACCUCGAAGUUAUUGCUAAAGAAAAGGAGAAACAGUUAUAUGCUAAACUGGGCACUAUUGGGAAUAUCGUUCACAACUCUGUUCCAGUGAGCAACAACGAGGACAGCAACGAACUCAUCAGGAGUUGGACACCCGACGGAGUUAAUGUUGAGAAGCAUGAUUGUCUUUCCCACCACGAUGUGCUUGCCCGUCUCGACGGAUACGAGGCAGAGCGUGGCGUCAAAGUCGUCGGACACCGUGGCUACUUUCUGAAGCAGUGGGGUGUAUUUCUUAACCAAGCACUGAUCAAUUAUGGAUUGGAGUUCUUGGCUUCGAAGGGAUACACCCCACUUCAGACGCCCCAGUUUAUGCUGAAGGAUAUGAUGGCUAAGACUGCUCAGCUUGAGCAAUUUGAUGACGAGUUGUACAAGGUUGUAGAUGGAGAGGAGAAGAACGACAAAUACUUGAUCGCUACCUCCGAACAGCCCAUUUCCGCUCUUCAUGCCGAUGAAUGGUUGCAGCAGAAGGAGCUCCCUAUUAGGUACGCGGGUUUUAGUUCAUGCUACCGUCGUGAGGCGGGGGCCCAUGGAAAGGAUGCUUGGGGUAUUUUCCGAGUUCACCAGUUCGAGAAGAUUGAGCAAUUCGUCAUCACAGAUCCUGAGAAGUCUUGGGAAGCAUUCGAUGAAAUGAUCAACUAUUCUGAGGAAUUCUACAAGUCCCUCAAUAUCCCUUACCGUGUCGUCACCAUUGUGUCAGGUGCGCUGAACAAUGCCGCUGCGAAAAAGUAUGAUCUCGAGGCUUGGUUCCCUUUCCAGGGCGAGUACAAGGAACUCUCACGUAACCUGGAGAUAAGAUACGGGACAAAGGCUCAGACUGACACUGUCAAGAAAUACGUUCACUGUCUUAACUCCACCCUCUGUGCGACUGAGCGUUCUCUUUGUUGCAUUUUGGAGAACUACCAGACCCCUGAGGGUAUCAACGUCCCCGAAGCCCUCAGGAAGUACAUUCCUGGGGCUCCAGUGUUUAUACCAUUCAGCAAAGAGUUGGCUACGAAUAGCACCUCGAUGAGGAGGGGGAAGCCUAAGGCGUAGAUAGUUAGAUAGUGCAUAAUUAGUAGCAAAAACUAGGGUGCCCACUACACAAAUAGCUUCAAUACUAGACUUGAGUUGGGGGA
Tuber melanosporum (Perigord truffle) is the source of this 1496-nucleotide messenger RNA. RefSeq lists its product as uncharacterized. Bases 79 to 1413 code for a protein of 444 amino acids. The record is from RefSeq and is a predicted model, not a curated record. Gene Ontology annotation, molecular function: ATP binding; serine-tRNA ligase activity; tRNA binding. Gene Ontology annotation, biological process: seryl-tRNA aminoacylation. The transcript has 7 exons. Gene Ontology annotation, cellular component: cytosol. NCBI's taxonomy places the organism in Eukaryota, Fungi, Ascomycota, Pezizomycetes, Pezizales, Tuberaceae.